Messenger RNA from Macrosteles quadrilineatus (aster leafhopper), 1575 nucleotides. RefSeq names its product pyrokinin-1 receptor-like. Gene Ontology annotation, cellular component: plasma membrane. Lineage: Eukaryota; Metazoa; Arthropoda; Insecta; Hemiptera; Cicadellidae. Gene Ontology annotation, molecular function: neuromedin U receptor activity. The record is from RefSeq and is a predicted model, not a curated record. Bases 200 to 1492 code for a protein of 430 amino acids. The transcript is spliced from 9 exons. Gene Ontology annotation, biological process: neuropeptide signaling pathway.
UGUUUUGAUAUUCCACAUAAUAAAAUAUGUAUGAAAUAAGUGGUUAACUGUAAUUCGUAAAUUGUGUUGCGUUCAAAAACUGUGCAAUGGGGACGAUUUGGGAUAAACCGUUAGGAUUGAGCUACGGGAAAAUGGUUUUGAAAGACAGAACCUGGGAUGGAUUCAAUCGAUAGCGACACGUGUGUGUUAACCUUCCCCAAUGGCUGAGGUCCCGAUUGCAGUAUUUCUGUUGGAAAACAGCACAAAUAUAACAACCUCUUUACCAAGUCACUCAGCAACAGGCAGGGAGUCCACCGAAGGAGGGGGGACCCAGAACCUGUGGGGCCCCAAGCGGGACCCACUGUGGGUAGUGGUGCCUGUGACAGUAUAUUACGUCAUCAUCUUCAUCAGUGGCGUAGUCGGCAAUGUCAGCACAUGUGUCGUCAUCGCUCGUAGUAAACACAUGCACACCGCCACCAACUACUAUCUGUUCAGCCUGGCUAUCUCGGACCUACUACUGCUGUUGUCCGGUCUACCACCAGAGAUGUACCACAUUUGGUCCAACUACCCCUACGUGUUUGGCGAGACGUUCUGUGUGCUGACGGGGUUCGCCUCGGAGACCUCCACCAACGCGACUGUCCUCACCAUCACCGCCUUCACUGUAGAGCGAUACGUGGCCAUCUGCCAUCCCUUCCUGUCUCACACGGUCAGCAAACUGUCCAGAGCCGUCAAGUUCAUCAUGGCCAUCUGGAUCUUCUCGAUGAUCCUUGCUGUGCCUCAGGCUAUCCAGAUGGGCCUGGUCUACCUGAGAGACGAGGAUGGCCACAUAGUCAGUGAAGAGUACACCUCGUGCACCAUCAAACACUCCAUCAUCCCCUACUCCUUCUUCAUCUCCACCGUCCUGUUCUUCCUGACGCCGAUGACGCUGAUCACCGUGUUGUACGUGCUGAUAGGAGUCCGUCUGCACAGCUCCAACCAGAUCACCCACGACAGCUCCCAGCGACGUCGCAGAACUCUGGUGGUUGACAAGGAGACCCAUGUCAUCGUGAGGGGCAGCCAACGCAACGGGCAGCACUCCAAGAGCACCAAGAGAGUAGUCAAAAUGCUAGUGGCAGUGGUAGUGGCUUUUUUCAUCUGCUGGGCACCAUUCCAAGUGCAGCGACUGUACGCCAUCUACGGGUUCGUGGGAGAAGACACCACAGCCACCGAGAUCCUAGUAUAUAAGAUAAUGUCUAUUAUGACCUACGCCAGUGGCCUCCUGUAUUACCUCUCCACAACUAUAAAUCCAAUUCUCUACAACAUUAUGUCGCUCAAGUUCCGUCAAGCCUUCAAGAGCUCCCUGACCAAGUGCCUGGGUCGCGACCGCCUCCGCAGGUCCGGGGAGUUGGCUAGCAGCGGAGGCGGCGGAGGUGGCAGUCUCGGCGCAGAGGAAAUCACAAAAAUCGGGGUAAAAAUGCACAGCAUCACGAUGAAAUGGAAAAGCCCGAAGAAAAUCAAAGAGACGGUCCUUUGAGGACGUAUGAAUGUUAUAAAAGUCCUCGAGAGAGAUUGUGUUGUUGCCUCCAUGUUUCGGACUGUGUCUAAGUCCUUAUUGGG